AUGAGCGACUUGCAAGAGGAAGCUGACGCCUUCAACGGCAGCAACAGCAGCAGCAGUUCCGCAGAGCAGCAGCAGCAGCAGCAGCAGGAGGAACUUGACGAUGCUGGUAGCAGCAAGAUUCAGGUGUAUCUGCGGAUGCGCCCCAUGGAGGGGCGUUGCUGGUGGCACCGCAUCGGCGGCUCCGAGCAGCGAACGUUGAUAACGACUCUCCCUCGAGCUGACGGUGCAGGCAGCGCCAGCAGCAGCAGCAGCAGCAGCAGCAGCAGCAGCAGUGGGGGCGCUCUGAAUAACAUGCGGCAGGAAUACAGGUUUCACUUUGAUGGAAUAUUUGAUGAAAACGCAACACAAGAAGAGGUGUUUCGCGGCGUGGCUCUGCCUGUUGUGAAUGACGCUCUCAGAGGCAUCAACGGCACGGUCUUCGCUUACGGCCAAACAGGAACAGGAAAAACCUACACCAUCACCGGAGCAGCAGAAGCAUUUGAAUUGAGAGGGAUAAUACCCCGCGCCUUGGCGCACGUCUUUGAUUUCGUUGCUUCCUGCACUACCCAGGAGUUUUCUCUCGCCGUUUCUUAUCUUGAAAUAUACCAAGAUAAAGGAUACGAUCUGCUUAUGAAGGCCGAGAAGCAGAACAGCAGCAGCAGCAGCAGCAGCAGGAACCUUGAAGAGUUGAAACGGGUACAUGCAGUAGCUGACGAGCAUGGCAACGUGUGUUUGCGAGGCUUGUCAGUGAAUCCCGUGCGUACAGAAGAAGAAGCAUUGAAUUUAUUGUUUAUAGGGGAUGCAAAUCGUAUAGUUGCUGAGACACCUCUGAACGACUGCUCUACGCGUUCACAUUGCAUCUUCACAGUGUGGAUAGCGAGCAAGGAAACAGGCAGCAGCAGCACGAAGAAAGCAAAGCUACAUUUAGUAGAUCUCGCGGGAUCUGAAAGAGUUAAACAAUCAGGAACGAGACCCGGUGAUUGUAUAUUUCAAGAAACCUGCAGCAUCAACUUAACAUUACACUACCUUGAGCAGGUGAUCGUUGCGCUGCAGCAGAAAGCUGCAGGCCAAGCAACACAUAUUCCUUAUAGAAAUUCUCUUAUGACUUCUGUAUUAAAAGAUUCAUUGGGGGGGAAUUGUAAAACAAGAAUGAUAGCUACUGUUGCUCUUGAAUUGUUUGCUAUUCAUGAAACCAUCAAUACGUGCAGAUUUGCACAAGCCGUAGCUCAGGUACGAAACGCAGCAGAAAUAAAUGAAGAAGAAGAACCAGAGGCUAUCAUUAAGAGACUACAAAAAGAAAACGAAAAACUUAGAGGACAACUGCAACUUGCUGCUGCUGCUGCUGAUGCAGCAGGAGAAAGCGCUGAAUUCACAGAAGAAACAAAUGCAAUAUGCAGAGACGCAGUUGAACGCUUUCUCUUGGCCGAGGGUACAGAUGCUCAACUGCCCGUCACUGCAGCACGAGAUCUUCGUUCUGCUGAUCUUUGCUUUCGAAUUAUGAGAGAAAAAUACAAAGAAAUAAAAGCAGAAACGACAGAUAACAACGGUGGACGCUGCAGACGCAAGGAAUGCAAGGAGGCGCUGCAGCGCCUCCAGCUGCAUGUAGAACAACGCGACGCCGAAAUCGCAACUUUACUAGGAAUUAUACAUCAAAGCUCAGACCCUACAUGCAACAGCAGCAGCAGCAGCAGCAGCAGCACUCACGCGCGCUGCUGUUGA
Molecule: messenger RNA, 1698 nt
Organism: Eimeria mitis
Lineage: Eukaryota; Apicomplexa; Conoidasida; Eucoccidiorida; Eimeriidae
Product: kinesin motor domain-containing protein, putative
Biological process (GO): microtubule-based movement
Molecular function (GO): ATP binding; microtubule motor activity; microtubule binding
Source: RefSeq, a predicted model, not a curated record